This is a messenger RNA of Helicoverpa zea (corn earworm), 3627 nucleotides long. It is a transcript of the gene uzip, whose product is annotated as protein unzipped. Lineage: Eukaryota; Metazoa; Arthropoda; Insecta; Lepidoptera; Noctuidae. The record is from RefSeq and is a predicted model, not a curated record. Bases 344 to 1711 code for a protein of 455 amino acids. The transcript is spliced from 4 exons.
UCCGCCCGCCAAACCCGCCAGUCUUUCCGAGACACCGCACUGCGGCGGUGUGCCCUAUCGCUAAAGCUCCGUACUAUCACCGUGCUAAAUCUAUCCGAGGCGUUCCAUUCUGAUCGUCAACUACUAAAACUGUGGAUUGACAUCCAUCUAUUGACUGCAAAGUGAAUGAUAAAUUGUUACAGUGUUGUGUAUGAAAAAGCGCGAUUUCUGUGAGUUUUCUUAAAGGCUUCGCUGCUACUCCUGGCUAUAUUGACGCCGAUUUGUAUCGUUCUGACAGAUUUUGUGAACCAGUUGGAGUUAUUUGUCAUCCUGGAAAUUUUAUAGCCUUUCCCAAAUAAGUGCUAUGAUGAAGAGAUAUAGAAAUUGCCAAAGUGGAUGGUGGGUGGUGCUAUUGACUGCCACUCUGGCAGUUCAUACGGCUGCCGAAGCUGGAGCUGGGCUGUACAAUUCGAAGCUAAAACAAGUUACUACAUCAAGCACUUUAAAAUGGACCAACCAUAAGAAGGAAUCCAUGAGCAACUAUGUCAUAGGAGCUGAAUCUGAAAAAGGUCCCAUCUAUUUGUGCAGAGCGCGCCACGAAGGUGAUAUGAUUCUAGGACAGCUUCGGCCAGACUACACAUCCUGCGCUGUAUCCUCAAGCAAGAGCUACAAUGUGUUCGAGGUUCUUGAGAAUAUUGAAAACGCGUCUUUGAUAAAUUGGAUACCUUGGUUUAGAUUUCAUGCUAAACCCAGCGGAGGUGUUGUAGUAGACUCAUCCGUCGAUUCAGUUUUCAUUGGAAGGAUGGUAGCUCAAAGCGGCUAUUCACAUUAUAUUGGGAGAAUUGCUUACGAAAACGUCAUCGGUCAGCUAAUCACCUUUGAUGACAAGAAUAAUGAAAUUAUUGAAAACAGUGGUGAAAUAUUGAAAGAAAUUGAACCUCUGAGUUAUAAAUUAGAGAAUGUAGUUUUAGACCGAGCUACGGAACAUGUUAGGCAAUUAGACCCAGAAGUUUUUGAAGAACGCAUUCUAAAGAAUGAAGAUGACGUUGCCGCUACAGUUACUACAGAAAUUGAAUACGACUUCAAUUAUACUUUAUCUUGGGGUCAUGGCCACGGAAUAGCUAUCGGUCUCAAUACGACUAUUGAAUCAGAUGACGGCAUUUCACAAAUACAGUGGGCAAAUCCCUUCACUGAGCGUAGGACGAAGUUAUAUAAACUUGAACAGUAUUUAGAACCAGGAACCGCGUGUAAUGUCACAUUCAGGGGCAACAAUACAAACAGUGACGUGCAGUACACCGCUAAACUGGUAACUUUCUACAAAGACAAUGAUCCUCGAUCAAGACAAAUGAGAGGACAGCGUAUUGAAGAUACAUUGGAGGUGGAAGCAAUUUACGGGGAAAUUUAUUUCUUGGCAAAUAACACUUUGGUGCCAACAACUACUACCACUACGACAACUACAACGACGACUACUACCACGACUCCUCCACCAGAGACGGCGCCACCAGUUCCUGAGGACAAUGACGUAGCCGCGAUGAAAAAGGCAGAUCAACCUGAGCAGAUGGACAGCAGUGAUAUGACAAACGAAAGCGGCGAGGGCAUGGUCAAAGCUCCGGUGGCAAAAGAAGACAUUAAAAAAUCUGUAGUAGGUGGACUUGGCAGCAACCCCAAUGGAGCAAAUAUCAGGAUUGUCACAUUCACGUUGUUUAUUCCAACGCUUCUACUUUUAUUUUAAAAGAAAAUUUAAAUCUGUGUAAAUAGCGUGAAAAAUAUCAUUAAAAUUAUAGAUGCUUGGUCGUUUAUACAUGUACGUUUUCGCAACUAAGCUUGAUGCUGUUGUUUAUAAGUCGAGGCACGGAUUUAAAUUUUCCUCGAUGAAAUGUAAAUAAUUUUGUUUUCUUGACAUUCCUGUUAUGUGAUUUCAUUCCAAUAUGUAAAUUGAGGAGCCAAAAUUUAUCGCAUAACUGUAAAUAGAUAUAUAUCUGUAAAUAGUUACUGAUACGGAAGUCGCAGAGCGGCGAGGAGAUUGCCAUUGUAAUGUGUGUAAUGACAAUGGAAACACCGUAGAUAGGGAUAAUGAUACUGAGAGGAGAAGGACACUGUUACCAAUGACAAGCUGUUAUAAAAUCACAAUAUACAAUUGUAUAUCUUGGACAGUAAAUACAUUCGUGAUAUCAGAAUGAAUUUCAAAAUUCGAAAUCAAAAUUAAAGAAAACACGUUACCGACAAUAUUUUAAAUGUUGCAAUGUACAAAACACAAUACAUAUUUAGGUAUUCUUUAUACUUUAAAUAAUUAAUUUCUUUUGAUGAAUUUGUUUUUGCUUAAAGGCUAAAGCCAUGUUUUUGAGUAAUUGUUAAUAUUAUAAACAUCUUAAAAGUUAUAUGUAAAGUUUAAGUAAUUUAUUUUUAUCGUAUUCCGUUACCUAAUAUUAAUAAACUUUAAGAAAUUAUUGAUAAAAUUUGUCCUAUUUUGUUGUCCCGCUAGACUUUACUUUGUACAAUAUGGCAACUUGUUGUGCGUUCAAUCAACAGCUUUCAGUUUCCCAAGAUAAUAAACUUCUUUAAAAUUUUACGCACACUUUAAUUAUUUUCGCGAAAUAUAUAGUAAGUAAGCACAUCGUUUAGUACCUCUUACCUUUUAGUAUUUCAUAUUUCCUAAUAUUAAUUGUUAUUUUUAAUUUUAAGUUAUGAGAGUCUAAGAAAUCCAGAAUUAAAAGAUAUUAUUAUUUUAAAACGUUUAGCCGUAGCGUUCAAAUAAUUUAUUUUGUUUUUAUUAUCACUUAUACGUACUAAUACGCCUAAAUUCAAAUUAUUUUCACACCGAUUCAAACUCAUUGCUAAAGGCAUCAGAUUUAGCUGCAGAUGACUUUGUUAAUUAAGCCAAAGUUGUACUUUGUAAGAAAUCCAUUAAAAUAAAGUGCAUCCCUCCGGAAAUUAAACUCUUCAUUCUUGUUAGUUGUUAGUAACAAGUAGACUAAUAGAUUUGGCAUCGUUUGGUAGUAGUAUGCUUAGCGGACUUUUGUCAAAUGUGUAAAGAAAAUGAAUGAUAUUUUUGUAUGAAUUGAAGUCGAUUGUAAGUGUUCGCCUUAAUUGUAAGAGAACUGUCUUCAUCUCCUUGAGUUGGCUUUCCAUUUAUAUAAAUUUUUGUAGACCCGAAUGCGUUGGUAUUCCUCUUCUCGGAAUGCGAAUACAUAUAAUUUAGUUUAAUAACACAAAAUAUAUUUUAUGUAUGUAUAAUCUUGGUUAAUUAUAUUUUAAAAGUAACGUUUAAUCAACGUCCCACCUAGCGUACCAUUAUUGGAUAAGACUUAAAAUAUUAUAAUUCAGCUUUUAAAUAUUUUGUCUCUGAUGUCGUAAAUUGAUGUUAGAACUUAUUGCGAAACAUUAAUUAAUAUCUACAAAGAAAGUCAAGGCCUGUAUGUUCAACGUCUAAUAUUUAAGGAAAUUGCUUCUUCCCGUUAGGUAGAAAAUCUAUUCCAUAAUAUUAAGGCAUGUUCUAUUGUUGUACCUAUAUGUAAUUGAAAUAGACCUGCUAAUUGGGUAGAUAUUAAAAAGAUGAAUCUCAUAACAUCAACAUUGUUUUGCGAAGCAUAAUUGUGAUGUUCCAUGUAAGUUUACUUUGUUUAAAUUCAUUAAAGUGUAACUGAAAGA